GCAGAGAGACCCAUGAAGUAAAAUGUGAGGCCAUGGAAGGUGGAGUAUUUUCGCUUCAUCUUUGGGUAUUCUGUUGCUCUUUUAGUGGACUAAAUGGCUAGACCUACCCUUAGUGCCGAUCUUGAGUUCCACAUUCUUCAUAAUUAUCCUUGGGUCAAGCUACCGUCGAACUUAAAGCAGGUAAAACCAUGUUCAUCUUCUAUGCCUAAAAUGUAUGGCCAUGGUGCUUUAUCGUUGAGCUAAUAAUCUUUUUAGCCUUUCUUAUAUAGUGUUAACUGAAGAACAAUUUGAAAGAAUUGCUAUUUAGAAAAAGGAGAAAUACCUUUAUGAACACUGCUCAUUGGCUUUGUCAUGACUCAAUGGUUACCUGUAUAGCGAUCAUACAUCAAUUUGAAAUGGAAAUUAAAAGUGGAUUUAUUUCUUUAAUAAGCUCAAUGUCGGCAUUUAGUGGCUAAAAUUCUCACUUUUACCUUAUAUACAUUUUAACGUAGUCAUUGGGUAACAGUCAAAAGGAGUGGGAAAAAUGUGUCUUCGACUACAGUGUACGAAACCAGCUGAGAUAUCGAGGAAAUAUUGGUGAGUGAAAUGUUUACUUUUGGUUUCGAAUUCUUACUUUCACAUUUUCAGCUUAAUUUCAAAAUGGUCCCUUAUAUUAAAAAAUAUUNUUGGCUUUGUCAUGACUCAAUGGUUACCUGUAUAGCGAUCAUACAUCAAUUUGAAAUGGAAAUUAAAAGUGGAUUUAUUUCUUUGAUAAGCUCAAUGUCGGCAUUUAGUGGCUAAAAUUCUCACUUUUACCUUAUAUACAUUUUAACGUAGUCAUUGGGUAACAGUCAAAAGGAGUGGGAAAAAUGUGUCUUCGACUACAGUGUACGAAACCAGCUGAGAUAUCGAGGAAAUAUUGGUGAGUGAAAUGUUUACUUUUGGUUUCGAAUUCUUACUUUCACAUUUUCAGCUUAAUUUCAAAAUGGUCCCUUAUAUUAAAAAAUAUUAAGUAGAAGCAAAUGUUUUUACCUUUUCUUUGCUACUAUGCAGCCAUAUCUCAAGGAAGCUAAAGAACUAAAAACACGAUCGCUUUAAUAUUAUUAUUCACACGUCAGAAUAGUGUCAUCUUUACGAUUAUGCGAUUUGUGCUGACUAUACACUCCAGCUAUAAAUUGUUUAUAAUAGAGAGUAUUUUAUUGUUUUAACAUCAAAAGUGUAAUUAACUAACUUGAAUCUAACAGUUUAUAGACAAUAAGGUGAUUGUUAUUUUUUUGUGCCUUUAGAUUUAUAACUGAAUGUAUUUAAUAAUCACUGGAACAUUUUUCCUUGGUAAUUCACAAGGAAAUAUCUCCUUGGGUUUGUGCCUUAGCUAAGGCUGUAUCUCUAAACUCUGAUUGACAUCAGCAAAAAAUAAUCUAUACACUAAAAGGUGCCUAAUUGGUAAGGGGAGUUAUGAGAAUGACACAUAAAAUCAUUCCUGUGAGUUCUUUUGAUAUAUUGGCAACUUCUCCUCACUUCCUGUGUAAGAAACAUAUGGGCACAAGAGAGGAGAAUCUGUAUUUUGAUAUUAAAUAGAUAUCUGUUAAGUAGACAAUUACAAUUUCUACUGUGUAAUUGUAAAGGAAUGAGUUUUUUGCUAUAUUCUCUGCGACCCAAUGCAGCAAAAAUGGCGUAAAUUUCAAAUAUAUUAUGUAGAAAUUAUAAAGAAGAUUGAUUUUGAAAAUCUUGAAUAAACUGAGUAUCAAUAUUUAAAAAGGAGAGUAAUUCUUAUGCUUUAAAGAUUAAGUACUGCCAAUGUGUUCUUGACAACAGAUUAUUUGAAAUAAUAUUGUUAUAUAUUUUUUGUCACUGUCAAAACUCAGGGUCUUUAAAAAUAAAGACUGCAUUUAGAAAACAGCCGGAAUUUUGCUACGCCACCACUGGUUUCCCCGUCUGAGGAACAAGUGAAGAAAUUCUCUACUGAUGAUGUCUCACCACCCAACUGUGGGUGUUCCUCUGAUUAAUCAUUCUGCGCUGAAAAUUUGCUUCAACAAGUCAGAGGCACUAUCCAGGUGUGCCCGCUGUGGGGUAGUGUCAUGUCAUCAGUACGGGAAUUUCUGCGUGUACUCCUCAGAUGUAAACCAUUGAAAAAUGUUGGCUGGUUUCUCCUGCUCGAGAAGCGGGUGCUGUAUAUUUUCACAUCUCCAAAUUGUUAGGUAUUCUAGUCUUUUCAAAUGUUAUGGAUGAAAAACUGUAGCUCCUGUCGGACAACACUUUCUCUAAUCUCACUCUUGUCCUGACUGGAGGGAUAUAGAAAAAAGCAAUAGGGACGUAAUUAUAGUGGUUGGAGUGAUCAACAAUGAAGGAUCCCGGUCAUUUAAUAACCAUGUUAAUCACCAUCUUUUAGUGUCCUGAUUUAUGUAGCUUUUGAUUGUUGUAUCUUUAUCUUCUGAGCUGCUGUGAACCAUUGAUUGGCCCUUUUGGAUCACUUUUGUUAUGCACUUUUCAUUCCUUUUGUGGCUAUUGUUCACUUUUUGCUUGUUAUAUACAAAAAAAACUGACCCUAUAGCCUAUUCCAGGUUCUAAGAUAGUAAUGUGAAGUCUUGCAGUAAAAAGUGAUGAGAAAAACACGUGGUGGCUGGUGAGAGUACCAUAUGAGAGCCUUGUUCAGGCUACUGACCCUAUUUUCGUUUUCCAAGCGACACUUAAAUGGAGCCCAGCUCUGUUGUGUGGGUUUACCUUGCCAAUACUGUUUAGGUGUUCUAAACUGGUUUAAGUUUAAGGCCAAUACAGUUUAGUGUUCCAAAUCUAAAUCUAAAUUUUAUUUGUAAGAGAAGAUAUGAGCUUCUGAUUGGGGCAAAGAUGACUGGCCAUUUAAAGCAAAUGUCCAUAGAGCAGGGUUUCACCAUAAAAUAAUGUCAUGAAGUACAGUGUAUGUGAGAUAUAAUUAAGAUGUGUGCAAUGUCAAUGUUUUCAGUGCGGCAAGUCAGAAGGGACGAGAAAAAGUAUUAUGAAGAUUUACUUCAGUACAGUAAACAGCAUCUCAUGGUAAGUUGAUUGAAAAACACUCAUUUUGUUACCCCAUGCUAAAGUGCUUCAUCCUUCACUGUAUAUGUUAUUUUUGAUAUGGAUGGGUGGUUUAAUAUUCAUAACUUGAAUUAUCCAUAAGUUGUUGUUAUGUGACUUUUCUAGUCCAAGUGAAACCACUCAAAAUUUACUCUUGGUCAUCAUUCUUUAUUAUCACACACAUGAUGCUUAUUGGUAUUGCUGAUCCUAGCUGUAUGCAGGAUGCAUUUCACAUAUUAACCUUGUACAUGGGGUAGCUUACCAUGAGGCCUUUGUAGCUCGGUGGUUAGAGCAUCCAACCAGUGUGCGGAAGGUCUAGGUUCAAUUCCUGUCAGGGAGUUGGAUUUUUUCUUUGUCCUGCACUCGUGACAUGAUGAUCACAUCUUUUCUUGCAUCAUUUUAAUUCUUUUUUCCUUGACAGCUCUUCCCAUACCAUCUGUCAGAUGUCAUUGUCAAGGGCCUGAGGAUCACUCCAUUUUCUUAUUACUGCAGCAUUAUGGAGAACAUCAUGUCCAAUGAGAGGAGCUAUGACUCUUUGCCCAACUUCACUGCAGCUGACUGUGAGUCAAGGUUUCUUUCUCUUUUUCUAGAAAUUUAGGAGACAUUCAGUGAAAGCACUGCUGAACUAAUGAAGUUCAAACAAAAUACAUGCCAAGAACAGCCCGAACCUUUAGCAGGAGUAAAAAGAUAUUGUAGCUAGAUUACAAAAGCUGAACCCUGGAGAGGCUAUUUCCAGUUGGGCUAUUUAAAGAAAAUGAACUUGUGAAUAUGCGAAAGCGUGUUUUGACAGGCACAUGAGCAUUUGAUUUAAACCAAAAAAAUGUUUUAUUUUAGCGCAAAAUUUUUUUUAAACAAUACAUGCACGAGUUCCCCACAGUCUUAACUUUGAUUUGAACUUCCAAGGAAAAUAAAAAUUAACUUAGGUUGUUUCUCAAUUUCCUUUGUCUCUUAGCCCUAUUCAUGAAUAAUGAGGGCUAGGAGACAAAGGAAAUUGAGAUUCAACUUAGGUUAAAAAAUUUAAACCUGAAUUUAAUUGUGACCUGUAACAUUGUAAGCAUUAAUUUUGCAUGGAGUUUAGACUGCAUUUCCUUCAAUUUACUGUAACAGAAGCCCACAGUGAAAAAAAAUGAUUGCAUUAGUACAGUCGACUCCUGAUAACUCGAACCUUCAAGGGAAAUCGAAAAAAGUUCGAGUUAUCGGGAGCUCGAAGAAAAUAGCCAAGAGUAAGGUACAAAAACACUUUUCACUGCACAGUGAACAUUUUAAUGACAUUUAAUUAUAGAAAUGUCAAGUGAAAAUUAAAAGAUACUUCUAGAUUAUAAAUCAGAACGUAACGUAACAAACCAUAGCCUAAGUAGAGCAUGCGUUUUACUGUUUUGAGAAGUAAAGCUGCUUCACGUUAGCCUGUGACAAUCAAUAUCAGCCUCCACUAGUAAACUAUACUCCUACAACACGUCAAUAGGAAGUCCAAAAUUCAAUGUUCGUACACCAGUAGACGGCUUUUUUCCCGACUUUUUAAGGGCUCAAAACAUGGUUCGCGUUAUCGAGGGUAAAAUUAUAUAGAAAAUAACCUGAGGGGAAACGAAAAUUGGUUCGAGUUAGCGGGAGUGCCAGUUAUCGAGGGUUUGAGUUACCGAGGGUAAAAUUACAGUGAAUGUAUGACGGAAUUCCAGGGAAAAUCGAUUUUGGUUCGAGUUAGCGCGAGGUUCGAGUUAGCGAGGAUUCGAGUUAUCAGGAGUCGACUGUAGUUCACUCAACAUGUGAUCGGCUCUUGCUUUUUUUCAGCUUAGAACUCUUUUGUAUAAUGUCUGAAGGGAUUCUUGAUUGUGCAACAACAGCAAUCUUUGCACUUUACCUGCUUUGACAAAUUUUUCACUUACCUUGUAAUAAAGAGUGCAUGAAAACCCGUUUCUAGAACUUGCUUAAUGCUUCUCCAUGAGUUCAUGACCCUGAGCCACAGCCUGAGCUUGACUUGGAGUUUUGAUAAAUCAAGUAUUGAAAAAUCAAGAUUCUAGUGUGUAUUUUUUUAAUUCUCAUGCCAAUAAAUUCAUUUUUGCGAGACAGGUUUUGGACUUUGCCUUAUUUUAAAACUGGAGGUAUUGUAGAUAGUGGGGAGGUGUGAAAGAGUGGGGAAGACACAAAAGUGAAAGGCACACAAAAAAGUGGGGUGGGGCAGGAAAAAAGGAAAAAGGAAGGGAGAGAGACCAACCCUUCUCUCCCCAGUGUCCUCUAGAUUUUUUCUAGUCGGGGCUUUCUCAAUUUUGUGGACCCGACUAUCUCAGAGCCUGGAACAGGCGAGGGGUACUGGAACUGAGAGAUGGCCUGUUGAGGAAUAUUUUUUUAUCUUGCAGGUUUGAGGCUGUUGGCAGUUGGUAGAAAUCAGUACAUUGAAUUGAUGAAUACCUGUAGAUCAUCAAAGGUAUGAAUUGAUAUAGGAUUAUAAAACAAAUAUUUAACAAUAUUGCUCUUGGCUCCUUCAUUGCAGUUAAUAAUUUUGUACUUGAUGCUCAGUGAUGCAUGGUAGUGAAACUUAUAAAUUAUACUUAGCAGAGUUUUACAGCCUACUUCCUCCUAAAGUGAUGAACUGUUACCAGCUGCCUUUAUGCACAAUCCUGCUCGAUCUUACAGAACCUUGUGUAUAUAUGAUAGGCGUGUUUUUCUUUUAUUAUUCAUUUAGAAAUUUUUCAGAAAGAAACCUGUAAGAGAUCUAUUACCAACUAAACCUGCAGUGCUGAAAGUCUUAGAACCUUGGUGGGUUGUACAGAUUGGUUAUGUGACAGAGGAUGACAUCAGGGUAAGUUAAAAAAAGCCUCAGAAGAAAUUGCAUGGCUUUUUUUUCCUUCUGCUGCUAAUGAUAUACGAGUCGUUAGUUGUACUACAGUGCAUUUUUAGGUGAAGUAAAGGGUAUUCUUUUUUAGUUCCAAAAGUUUCUUUUUUCUUGUCACAACUGCUUGUCAAAAUUGACAACAACCAGCAGCUGGUUGAAAACAAAUGAAUUAAUCGAUUUAAAAAGGAUGUAAGUGACAAUUUUGCUAGAAAUAGCUGUUCGAUGAUCACCAAAUUAAUUUUCUGCAAGGUUGCUCUUGAAAAGUGAAGAAUGAAAGACAGGCUUAAAAAGAGGUUCUUACUACAUUGGUGCCCUGUGCCCAUAUUUCAAACCUCUUACGCAUAGGUGUGAGAGGCAUGUAUGUUUUGGUACCUCAUAGAAGGGGCUUAUUAGAGGCUUGGUGCCAAAACGAUUGAAGUGAUUUUAAAAUUUGCUUGCUGCCUCAUUCUUAACAUGUAGUUUGUUUUGAUUUAGAUGUGUUCCAAUGCUGAGCAUCAAGCGAUUGACUCUAUCAUUGACAAAGGACCGAUUGAAGCUGGGGCCAUGGACCUCAAGGUUGUGCAAGGUAAUUACAAGCUGACCAGCCUUGUGAUUUGAUCCUGAGUAGCCAGAGGGUGUGGCGUCAGUGUUUGAUCUGACCCCUUUGGCUUAGCAAACUCAAAUUAACAUUUUACCACUCUACAUUCUCUUGUUUGAUUCCUGUACUUUAUAGGGGUUUAUUCUAGAAGUGAAUUGGGUUUGUUCAAAUUUUCUGAAAUGUUUUUCAUGGAAUGUUAUGGUACUGUCAUCACUCUGCAUGAGGCAUUCUAGUAAGUUUAAGUCUGUGUUUCAUUUAUUGUAAGAAGAAAAAAACUGAGUUUCCAAAAUUAAUGUUCUGAAGAUGUGCACACACAGAACCCAAAGCUGUGAAAAAUGGUAAACCUGUCAAGUUAGAAAAUCAUAGAACCUACGAACCAGGGUUGUCAGUUGAGCUUUUUUUUAUGUUACAGGAGAGGGUAGCUAAUUAAAAAAAUGGUUAUGUACUGUCAUUUUUAAUCUGGAUUUGAUUUGCUGUGGCAAAAAUCAAUUUGCCAUGGCAGUUUCAGGACUUACAUGACAGCCAGAGAAACACAACAUUUACACAAGGAACCCAGUUGCCUAAAGAGCCCAAGAUUUGACUUGUCCUCAGUCAUCUCCGUGGGUAACGUGCAUGGCGGGAGCAGGGGGUGUUUGAAAGGGAGAAGAGAGGAAGACUCUCUUGCUCGCUUUCCUCCUUCCCAUCACACCCUGCACGCCACUAGGAAGAGAUGGUGAGAGAUUACUGUGGACAAGUCAGGCCCAAGAUAGGGGUAUUCCAAGUUAACUUCCUUCUUUCAUGGUCCAGUUAUUUUAAUUUUAAACCUUGUACUAAUAUUGUAGCAUUUUGCAGUUGUCAUUUCUUUAUGAACUGAAUAUACCCUACGGUUAGCUGACGUGUUCAUUAACUAGUUUUUGAAUCGACAUUUCAAGGCAGUGGGUGAGGUUGAUCUUAUUGUUUUUGCAGGUUUAUACACCAAAGGCCUUAUUUACAUAAAUGUGCCAAUUGCUGAUGGCGAUUAUAUAGUAGGUGAGUAGGAUUAUACCAGCAAUAAUAAUCAUCAUUUUGUUUGGUGGUGUCAUGAUGGCUGUGCCUUGUAACCAUAUUAGUCAUACUUGUGAAGAAUGUGACUGAUUAAGUGCUAGGAAUCUUUUCCCUUACCAUCUUCAAUAUCUUAUCAGUCCUACCUUAAGAACCUUUGUUGCUUCAAAGGUCAAGACCAGCUACUAAUGCCUGCCUCUGCAGAUAGCCCUGCAAUUCAAAUAGUCCUGCCAUUUAAAGACCAAGUUUUGGCAGACUGAUUUCAAGUAGAAGAUUUGUCUAGCUAUAAAACAAGCUUUUGUUAACAACAAGAUCCAAGCAGAACUUGACGUUCAAGAGAAAAAACUGUUUCUUGCAAACUAGUUGUGUAGUGUACCAGUUUCAUUUUGACUUGUGUGGUGCAAAAUAUGCAGGUUUUACACUGCUCAAGGCACUUACGCCAGCACCCAGAAGAGUCAUGUCAGCGCAAAGUUUCUGUCCCUGUCUUCAGUUAGAGGUCUGCCCUGAAUUGAGGUGUUGUAAAGGAGAGGUGUCACUGCUUUUUCCCUUUUCAAAUCUCAUUUCCAAAGAAUGUAACCAAAACUAUGGGUAUUUUCUUUUUUGUUGCUUUUCAGUUCCCCCUCUAGAGAACUUUGUGAUGAACAGAGUUUUGGGAGAUUAUUUUGAAACUCUUAUGUACAAAAUAUUUGUUUCAAUAGAUGAAAACACAACCAUAGCAGAAGUAAGUUAAUAACCUGAUCAUCUAUGGAUCAUGUUACUGUUUGGUUCUUCCUAAUUUGUUUGUUGUUAAAGUUUUAUCAGACAUUGCAGUCAGAUUUUAUAACUAAGAUUUAUGUUUGCUUCAUUUUUAGCUUGCAAAUGUUUUACAGAUAGAUUUACAGUUGGUUAAGGUAAGUUUUUAUUCAGCAUUAGCUAACUUGAUUUAAAUACUUUUGGAAAUAGCUGACUAAUUAAAUCUUCAUCAUAUUGGAUAAUGUUUACUUAAUGUUGUUUAGUCAUUGGUUCUCAUUAUCUUGUUUAUUUGUUUAACGAUAUUUUCUUUUCUUCACAGAAUGCAGUAUCUGUUUACAUUCGAUUAGGAUUUGCCCACAAGAAGGGUGCAGAAAUAGAUGAGUCAAAAUUACAUUCCUCAUGGACUUCGAAAAUCAACAGUUUAACCACUAAAAGGUACUCUAAACUUUUAAUGGUAUUUGCUACGACAUCUUAAUAGUAUCUUCUUUGACGGGACAAUAUAUCAAGAACAACAAAGUCUGAAAAGUGUAGGUUCUAGGGAAGGGCAAGGAUAAAUCUAAAUGUCUUUUCAUUUUUCUCAAAAUAAUGAGCUCUUUUUCUCUGAAAACGCUUCAUACCCAUGAAAAUAGGCCAUAUCCCAGUCCCCCCGGGCCUCUGUUUCAAAACGAGGGUAGGUGCUCAGCCUUUGAUAUGGAAAUCAUUUUUCAUUCUCAUGCAAAUAAAACUCAUUUUCACAAGAAAGGUUGUGCACCUAUAGCCUCAUUUUGAAAGUGAGGGUUUUUGGAACUCGGAGGUGGCCUAUAGUUUUAAAAUGGUGCCAACAUCAACACCAGUAUAAGUUUCCAAACACGUAGGACAUUUUUUUAGCGCACUUUUCAAAAGUCUACUAAAUCACCAGUGUAUUAGUAAUAUGUUAGCCUUUGAACAUUGCAAGUUACAACCUCAGCUUUGAAGUACUUUUACUGGUUUUACUUUGCAAAUUUCUCUUGAUUGCCUGCGGCGAAGCCAAAAUGAGUCCCACAGGGCCAAGAAAAUCCCCUCUUAUCUCAGGAUCUGGAUCUGCAAUCAAACGUUGUUAUUCAUUGUACUGUUGGUUGAACAAAACAACUUUAUCCCUGGCUUAAAUUUGAUUUUCCUCUACACUUAUCAUAUACAUGUACUAUCAUACAUAAUUAUAAUAUACAUGAAUAACAGAAAAUGAAAAUUGAACAAAGAUGUUUAAUAGGUAUAAUCUAAAAUACUCUUCGAAUUGCAUGUAAUUAGCAUUUUAAAGAACAUUCCUCUUCUACGGAUUAGAAAAACAACAACAACAACGGUAAUAUCUUGUUGACAUAGUUCAGUCUAUGUUAGCUUAGAGCUGAUGUGAAACUACAAUAAACAUAUCACUAUCUAAUUUAAGACAUGUAGUAAUUACAAAAAAUGUAGGGUAUAAAAAUCCAUGGGUAAGUUAAUCAAGCUAAAACUCCUAUAAUAAUCUAAAAUUAUUCAAAUUUCCUAAAAUUCCUUUUAAAAAAACAAAAUUAUUGACAGUACCUUAAAAUAUCUAAAAUUACUCAAAUCCUUAUUAGAAACAAGGGCAGAUUCAACGGAUAUAGAGAGAGAACGAAGUUCUUGAUCGUGAGUUUUUUUCUGGGUCUUACUCUAACUACUGUUAAAUAAAUCAUCUCCCUGAGUAUCUUUUAAAUUGAAUAUACAAAUGUACAAAAAUAGGAAAAUCUGUUUUCUAAUUAUGGUCUUGCACCUAUAUUUGUAAACACCAGGUAUGGAAGCAGAGAAGACUUGUUGACGCUCGAUCUUAAUAACCUUCCUGAGAAGUCAAAUUCAUCAACAUCAUCAGCCAUAUCAGUGAACGGCGCUGAAGAAACAAAUGGCGAAUUCGUUUCCAGUACACCAGGUAUGUCGCCUGAGCACACUAGGCUGAUUUAGCAACAGAACGGGAACGUCAGUUGAAGACGGCGCGCGCAAAUCAAACAGCUGGCUUGACCAAUGGCAGAGCGGCAAAUUGAGCAUCGGAAGUCGUAUUUAGCCCUUUCCGCGCGCUUUCCCGUCGUCAACUGACGUUCCCGUCCUGUUGCUAAAUCAGCCCACUAAUGCUAGUAGGGCAUCAGAUUUUUGUUUGAAGGCUGCAACUUAGUUGACAUAAAAAAAUAGCUGCAAGCUCAGCAAGCUCUCCAUUGGGGGAGAGUCGCGAGGAUUCACGUGAAAGCCGCGCGCUAAAGGAGACGCGAGUGCGUGGGGCUCGCCUCGCUCGCAGGCUAUCAAAAAGAGUACAGUGACUAUCGAAUAUUUUAGCUAACUGUUACGUAUUUACGUUUUUCAAAAACGAAGGGUAUUCAUUCAAAGAGCAACUAAGUUAAUUUAUUGCCAUCUUCUUAGUCAGUCAUCUAUCUAUCCAACCGUUUUACUUUGCGGUGCUUUGUGUUUGUUUGUUUGGAUUUUAUUGUUCUAGCGUGAUGUUCACGCUAGAACACGCAUGGGAAACGUUACAUAAUCUUCGUUACUUUUUCAAUUUCAGUUGCUCUUUUUUUAUGCUUAAAGCCAACCGUUACACCUUCUCUAUUGUUACGUCGCUGUAGUUAUAUGAAAUAGAUAGGUGAGAGUAAAGCCAUUAUUUUAUUUUCUUCAUUUGAAAAAAGGCGGCAUGGUGUAUCCCACGGUGAGUUUAGUUUCAGAGAGGGGUGCAUCGUUAUUAGCGAGGAUAUUGUUCCUGUGGAAAUAGCUCUGGAUAGCAAUUAAGUACUUCACGGAUAACACGUUUGUUCACCAAUCCAUCUAAAGUACGUUGUUCGGCAAUUUUGUAGUGCAUCUCUAGUCCCUCCUUCAACGCUGCUUCCAUUUCUUGAAGGCGUUCUGCUUUUUGAUAAAAGACAGCUUGUUCGGUCUUCACCAAGACUUUCCACUGAUGAUUUUCCUCUAACUCUCUCUCGGCAAUGCUUUCUGCUUUCAGCAGCAAUUUUUCUCCUUUUUCAAAGUUACCGUUUUUGAUUUGGCAUUUUCCGUAGUUUUUUAGCAUUAAAAUGCUUUCCUUUUGGUCAUCCACCUCUAGUUCUCUCAUCAUACCAAAAGCCUUUUGAUAACACUCAAGUGUUACAUCAAUGUUGUCAGACUCAGUCAAAACAAAAUCUGCAAUUUUUUUGUAACAUUGAGCAGUCAUUAUAUGGAGACCGAGUUGCGUCUCAAAGAUAUUCAGUGCUCGGAUGUAUUUGUCUAUCACAUCACCGUAAUCAUAGCGGCGUUUUGCGUACCUCCUAGCAAACAUUAGGGUUGCCGCAGUUUCAGGAUGAUCAGGAUAUUUUUCCUCGCAGAUGCGUAGUGCUGUUUUAUAUUCCUUUUUGGCUCCUUUGCCUCUCUCCUCUGAUAGGUAGCGGGCGUAACUUCGACGAUAGAAUACUUCUGACAAUGCCUUUGUCUUAAACUCAUGUUCAUAUUCCGAAAAUAGCUCGUUGGCUUCCUUCAUGCAAUCAGUGUAUUUUGAUUUCUCUCCUUUCUUCCUCAUUUCACCUCCAAGAAGGCACAAAAGUUCAACUCUUUUCACAGGUUGCUGUAUUUCUGGCUCAGGUGACGUUAAUAAACUUUCCAAGACCUGAAUGUAAAAGCUUGGUUGUAAGCACUUUUCCAAAUACAUACACUUUUGCCGGAAAUUGUCGAAAAAGGUCUCACAAAUUUCUACUGUGGUAUGCUCCUGGUUUUGUAUUCCUCGAAUGUAGACCUGAAGGAAGUGCUCAAAAUUAUGCCUUUCCUCGAUGAAAGAAUCGAUGGCUACUUUGCAAGUGUCCUUGCUCCAAUACUGUUUAGCAUUGUUAUCAAUACGAGAAAUAAAAUGUGCGCAAGCCAAUUUUUCGCCUUCAUUCAAAAGGUUCGGAUAGCUCUCUAGACCAAACCCCCUUGAAAAUGCUUGAAUAAGUGAAUGAACUUGGUAUCUCUGAAAACUUGGCUUCUCUACGAGAGAUCUUUCCAUGAGCUCGCAAAGAAUUGAAGAGGCCUGGUCUCCUGCGGUCGUCGAACAGUUUUUACGAAUUAAAAACUUUGCAGCCUCGUCAUUGAAAGAGCCAGGAAAGCUGCUUAGCAGUAUCAGAGCUUGUUUCUCGGAUGUAUCAAGGGCUUCCAUGGAGAUAUUUAUUGAUUUUUCAACAGAGGUUUCCUUCGUCGGUCUCCGAUUACAUUGAAGAACCGCAGUGGGUUCUGUUUCAAGUUGAAUUACUAAUUCGUCUUCCGUGUAGACACCUUUUGAAAGCAAAGAGCCAGCAAUACAAAGUGCUAAAGGGACAUAACCACACAAUUUAAUCAAUUGUUCCUCUUUAGAAAGACAUUCUUUGAAAGAAUCAGGAUUGGUCAUCCGACUCCUUAGUACCUGCUUUGCCUCUUUGGAUGGUAAAUGACCCAGCCUGACAAUCCUAAUUUGUCUCAUACUUUCACCGAAUUCUCUCCGAGAGGUUGCAAUGAAAGUGACUUUUUGUCUUGAGAAUGUCCUAAUACCACUCAAGAACUUCAAGAAUUCCUCACAGUCACGAUCCACAACGUCGUCGGAGUUGUCGAGGACGAACGUCUUGCUUGACUUUAACUCCUUACUCCAGUUAAAAAGCCAGUGUUGAGGGUUAUCUGGCGAGUUGUGACUACUGCAUGCAAGAAGCAUUAGUAUCUCGACAUCGCGUAAUGUUUUUAUGGAUGUUAAAUCACAGAACAUCACACUCUUGCCAUGUUCUUGCACGAGUUUGUAGGCUGCUUUGAUUGCAACAGUUGUCUUUCCAACUCCUGGCCCCCCGGUUAUCACAACAGCGGCUUCUCGUCCACUUUGGAUAGCUUCAAUGACUUCCUUGAUUUGUUCAUCUCGCCCGAAAACACUAGUAACUUCGUCUGGAAGGUAACUGUCAGGCUCGGACUCACUUCGUGGCUCUGAAGCCCGAAUGUUGGAAAGCCUUUCUUUCAAUUGCUGCACAUCUCGUUCUACUACCUCUAAUCGUGCGUUUAGUUCUUGAGCUAAUUUCCAUCGUUCAUUGGCUUCCUUCACACGUUCAUGAGUGUCAGGAUAAAUAGGUUCAUUAUAUAGACGGUCUAUCUCUGUUUGGUCCAAAGCUAAGGCCACUAGUGCCGAAGAAAUGUCGUUCCACAUGUCUUCAAAGGCAUCAUUAGGAAUGCUUGUCGAAGAACUGUGGGAAAUUUCAUUUCGAAAACAUCUAAUACGGAUGAGAUUAGCUAACGCCGUUUGGUCACUCUCUUCAGGCAUUGUAUUCCAUUUAGAUCCGGCAUCCGUCGGAUCAAGAUAGAUUUCGCGUAUCAAGAAAUGCAAAAGCGUCAUGUCAAAAGUUUCCGAAGUGGGACUUCUAGCAGAUGGAAACAACUUUUCCCACUGAAAAUCCCGAAUCAAUCCUUUCUUCUUCCCUUUCUCGAGCUUCUUUUUUUCCCGACUUAAUAUUUGCGGAAGUGUUUCAGGUGGAUGAAACGAGUCGAAAUAAAUUCGCGAGACGUAUGUACCUCCGUCAAUCAGUAAUCUUGAUAUUUUUGUACCAUUCGAUUUUUCUUCCGAUGCUUCGAGUACAUUGGAAUAGGCCAUUUGGAAUGAAUGGCUAAAAAAGGACGACGUUUAUUAUUGUCUUCUAAUUAAUUCCACGAGGUUCUUUGACUUGCAAUGGUUGGACACCUGCUUCUGACGAAUUGAAUCGUCACAGUACGUGUUCAAAUAUCGGCGCUGUGUUUUUAGGCAGGAAGUUUUUAUUUUCUUCCCUUGAAUACAGAUGCGUUGUCUACUCGUUCGUUGAACCAACAAUCAAAUGUUUUGCAGGUCGAAACUUCGUCACCAAAAUUCUAACGCUGUUAGCAAGAAUACUUUUGGGUCAAACUCUCAGAGAGUUGGUUGGCAACCAACAAACAAAUAUAAUUUGGUCUAGCAGUUUUGGGUGAUGUCCAACAACUCUUGCUGUAUUUUUGCUCUUUUUUUCACUCCUUUUAGUUGUUUAAAUCCUGUUGGCAUUUAAACCACGUUUGAGUAAGCUCAUUCAUUUUGAAGACGUUUAACUUUCCACAAAUCAUCCAGUUUUCUAGAGUUUUCUCUUUUCUUUUUAAAUUCAUGAAUUUAAUUAACAUUUCCGGUAAUAACUACAGACUGGACAUUUCUUUCUAGGAAAUAACAGUUGAUAUGAGUAGAUUUGCAUAUCAUUGUCAAAGCAAGACCCACAGAAUAAUUCCUUUAGCGGCUUCGCCCUUAAGGCAGAUAUUCGCUACUUUCAAGGCUGAUAUUUUGUACCAUUCUUUGGAAGGCCUUUCUAAAAUCAAUAAAUCAACAAAAGCAUGGCGUCAUAUGUCUUAAGAAUAGUGGAUCACGCGAAAAAGGAAAUAACUGAUUAUCAGAUAUCAAGCGUAACAUUGUCAUGCAGUAUAAGCCCUUUUGAUAAGCUCUUGGUUCUGGUAUUAUUGUGAACCGUUUUAUGAAGUUUGGAAUUUAUUGAAAGCAACCAAAAGUUUUGCAGCCACUGUUGCUGCUAUUGAAUUCAAGUACUUCAAGAGAUUCGAAAAACGAUUACAAUUUUGCUGACGAACGUGUGCUCUUUAUUAAAGGGACUAUGUCAUGCUGCGGUCUUCGCAUCAAUAGUAUUAUUGUACUCCAAAACUAAUGGUCCAGUUUAGGCUCUUACCGAUAGUGCUCGUAAAAAAAGCAUUAAAUUCUUAAAGAAGUGCUUGUUUUUUGCCAAAAAAAGUGCUAAAAUAAUGCUAAUUUUUUAAAAAAUUGCUCGUGGGUUACAUAAAAAUGCUCACUUUUUUCCGAUUUUUUUAAACAUAGAAUAUUACAUUUUUCAGAUUUUCAGUUACAUUUUCAACAACAAAAUGGCAGAGUACGCUCUCGAGCUAUCUCUACCUUGGCUGGCUGACUUCCAUUGCUCCUCGAUGACAACGUGGAUGACGCCAUCUUGGAACGAGUGUGGACUGGGUUUCUAGAGGGCAACCGCUGACCUAUCAAACCUAUUCCCCAGGCCUCCUAGGCUCCUUUGACUAAAAUGAGGGCAAAAUGCGGCUUUGGACAACAUAAAUAAAGUCAGAUUGUGCUUUUUAACACAAAAUUAUACAAAUAAUCAGUCGAAAAUCCAAAAUAAUGCUAGCAGUGCUUUUUGGGAUAAAAUGUAAAAAAAAAAUGCUCGCGAAGCCAAAUAAUGCCAAAAAAAGUGCUAGCACUAUCGGUAAGAGCCUAGUCCAGUUUUGCUAUUUAAAGCUCGUAUAUUUAGGCAUUGACACAGUUUCUUGUCGUUCGUUUCUGCGGAUGGCAAGGAUGAUCAUGGAUUAAAACUGGAAAAAAAAAGAAAAAUGAAGAAAUGAAAUGAAAUGAAAAAAUGAAAAAUGAAAUGAAAAAUGAAAAAUGAAAUGAAAAAAUGAAAACAGAAAUGAAAAAUGAAAAAUGAAAUGAAAUGAAAAAAACUGUUCAAGGUUUAGAGCUAUUGCUACAAAAAUCACGGCAAAAAUUUUUAUAUGGUUACUGUCUCCUGAUGAAAUGUGUUUGAUAUCCUCUUCAUAACUCCUCGCUCUGACAUCCUCUUUUGCUUGCCGCUCGCGCGUGACCUCUCACGUGCCUCUGCUUUUGUCGAGGACCGGGUCGUUCAAAGUUGGGUUAAGUUAACCCAGGGUUAGCGCGAAAUUUAAACUCAGAUAUGAAAGCUUGAAAAACAGAUUCAGUUUAAUUCUUUAAUUAACAAUUUGAUGACUGGAUGCUCCAAAGGGAAGAGAGAAAUUUAUACAAGAAAAUCCUUUUGAACGAAAGAAAAAGAAACCAGGAUUAAAAAGAAACAAGACGCGUACACUUCGGCGUCGUGGUUGUGGAUUAAUGGUGAAUGCGGAGGAGUGGUAAGAAAAUGAUAUUUUUCCGGAUACCCUUUCAUACAAAUAGCCUUACUUUUCUCCUUUUGAGUAAAGGUCAAGUAAUACAGGCAACAUUUUCGCACAACUUGUCGCACAACAUUGUUGCGUUGCAAGUUGAAAAGCGUGGUUGGCCGUAUUACCACCCUCGCUCUCAACUUGUCACGCAACAAAUUUCGAUGUUGCAAGUUGUGGCAACACGUUGCGCAAAGUAGACCUGAGUUCUACUUUUUGCAACAAGCUUUCAAUUUUAUCAUUCGCAACUUGCUACACUUCACAACACUUGUGACUGGUCAAUUCUCCCUCACCAAAAACGCGGGAAAGAUGGUGAGUAAGCGCGCUUGACCUCGGGCAUAUCCGAUUUGGGCAGGAAGUAAACAUGGCCGAGGUAGUGGAGGUUGAGAACGUUCAGACCCAAGAUUGUGAAUUUAUUAGUGAAAAAAUGUCAGAGGCCCAAAGAAAAGAUUUGUGCAAAGAACUUGAAAAGCACCCAUGUCUGUGGGAAACUUGUGGAGCAGAGUAUAAAAACAAGCCACGGAGGUCAAGAGCUCUGGAUGAGUUAUGUCAAAAAUUUAACAUUUCACCAAACUGUCUUAAAAAACAACUACAUAGCCGUAGAAGCCAGAAUUAUAAAUAAGAAUAAGAAUAAAUCAAAGAACUCGAAGAUAUCUCGAACUAAUUCCGAAGCAACUUCGGGACAUUCGGAUGCAAUUUUGAAACAUUCCUGAUCGUUGCGAAUCCUUUACUUCGCGCUCCGCCGAAGUAAUUAUUGUUUUUAAGUAAAGUCGUGGAAAAAGUCUUGAAUUUAAGUUGCAUCCCGAAAUCUGUACGAUUUAAAAUACACAAAUAGUUUACGUUUUUGUUGUUGUUGCCCUACUUUUUAAGGGAAAUAGGGGUCAGCUUGUAGUAUAAGUUAACCCUCAACUUCCACACUCCCUCAUUGCUUACUCGCCUAUACCAACUGCAGUAAACCCAGAGUAGUUUCUUAAUAUAGAAAAGCCAGACAUAGUUUUUCUUUUUCUCUAAGGUGCCCUCAUAACUUGAACCUAAUACGUAUUCUUUUUUUGGUUUGUUGUGUUAUAUUUUCAGCCGAGAGUUUAUCAGGGGGAGCCUCUAAGAGAAUAGCAUUUCUAUUUGACUCCACACUGACAGCAUUUCUCAUGAUGGGAAAUCUUUCACAGGUAAAAGAGUGAAUGAAGACGGACGAUUUGUAGUUUAUAAGUGCAGUGCAAUAAUUUCUCGUUAAGUUGGCCUCUUAAUACCGGUAAGGUAUUAUGUACUGGUCGUUGUUUCAAUUUACUUUAUGUAUUUAGCGUAAACCUGUCAUUUAGAGUUUUGUUGUUUAGCCUCUUUCUUAGAUAUAUCAGAAGGCUCGAAGAAUCCGUCUUCCAACUUCCAUCCUUGACGUUUCAUAGAAAGGCCAUUCCGAAAUGCUUUGAACUUUUAAAAAGAAGAGUAAUCCCCCAGGGAAACGUUGAUCAAAAACGCAUUAGAAGCUUUGAGAAUUAUUUGCCUUUACAGCAGUUUACCUAUAGAAAAAAGAGGUAACGAAAACAUGUUUGCUUUUAGGGCCUUAAGAGCCAUGCUGUCACAAUGUUUGAAGUUGGAAAGUUAACUGAUGAGUCACUAGACAGUUUUCUUGGUGAGCUUGAAAAGGCAAGUUUAAUUUUUUUUUUCAUUUCUUAUCAAGUGAGUCAACAGUACUUUCUGUUGUGCUAGAAACACUUUGACACUAUCCCUAUAAACGUGCAGCUAUUUCCUACAUUUCACAACUUAUUAAAAAUAAAUUUGUUUUUUAUGUCUUUUAAGUUAUGAUUAUACUUUUUCCCUUAAUGACCACUUGGCCUAAAUUCCUUUCUAUUGUAACCUUGCAAGUUAAAUUUGGGCAAAUGUUGGCAUUCUUCGUCGCUAAGGACGUUUCGCAGGACAACGUCCCUAGCGGCUGCAUUAACAGGCUAAUCUUACCUUGUCGAGAAAAACUGUAUCACUUUUGCAGCUGUCACUUGUUUGUUUCUCUUCCUGUUGCUUUACCACGAAGCAAAUAUAAAUGUCUGGCUUCUGGAGGAAAAAUUGCUUUUUUUUCCCUUUCUGUAGUCUGCAAAUACACCGUCCCCAAUCGCUCCUGGCGGGAGACACAUCGUCGAUUUAAAACGUACUUUGUCUGAGAAAACGUCGAGACUACUUUCGCGAAACCUUUUUUUUUUCCUGGGGCCGAAUUUAAUGUAUGUUUUUUUGUUCUUAAUUUAUUUUAGGUGGAUAGUGUCGCAGAGGGGGAAGCACAGAGAUAUUUUGAUCACGCCAUCACCCUUAGAGACACUAUCUUAUUCCUGAGGUACAACAAGGACCUUGGUAAAGAGCCUAAUCAGGUCCCUGCCAAGGGAUUAGGUAAGGAGCAUGGUAUUUAUUAUAAGAGCAUCGCUACGUAUUGCUAUUAGCCGAAAAAUCUCGGUCCAUUUUGUCAACCAAUUAGAAGUUAAAAUUGUAACCAAUCGUGGCUUGCUCUCUCGCAUUUUCCCUCGCUCGCCGGCUACUUGUUUUGAGAUCUGAUUGGCUUAUUUCAUUUUCUGCGGAUGUUUGAUUGUCCAGUCUAAUUACACUGAUUUGGAUUGGAUACUUUGAACACUUCCUGCAAAAUCACCCUCUGUGAAUACAACUUAAGCACUUAAGGGUUCGUCAACCGAGAAACGGUAACUCAUCCUCGUUAGCCUUUGCAGGGUUUAGCCACUGGUGUUUAACAGUCACCUUUGAAAUCGCAAUUCGUUGUUUUAAUGAUUAAAAAGAGUAACUGCAUACGUUGUUCUCGAUCAGGCAAGUAUUCCAUCACUUUCUGAUGGUAAAGUAACCUCUCCUCAUUAGUUCUGCAUGUAUUGUAAUAAAAUCAGUAAGUUGACAUAAGGAUUUAGAUGAUUAGCUUUGUUGUAGGUGAUUUUUAUCGGGUUGCGAGCGUCUGCCUUAUCGAGAGUAAAAGAAAAUGAUAAAGGACAGCCGGGGGCAACUCUAGGUGUCCCAGUUAUGGAGGAGUCUUCAAUGUACUUAAUAUAUAUAAGUGAAUCUUAUUCUUAGAUGCAUGGGGACAAUUUUUUAAAUACUUUUGGUGAAUUUUUUUCUAUUUGAACAGAUUUGCUGCGAUGUGAAAGUCUCAAUAGUUUAGAUUCUGCUGCCUGUGGUAGAGUUUUACAAAAGAAUUACAGGUAACUGUCAAAACUACUUUGUACGUGUACCACUUGAACUCACUUGCAUACAGAAUUGACAAAGAAGUGUUUCUCUUUCCGUGGAAGACAAUAAUUGCUGUGUUAACCUUUUAUUCUCUUCUUUCGAUCACGUUCAAUUGUGUAACGAUUUCUAAUCUGCGCGGGACUAAAGAAACAUGACACAAGUCUUCUAGCACGUCGGGAAACUGUUAUAAGAAACCCGGUUUUAAGCCUGAGGUUACACAAUUUGGUAAAAGAUAACGACGUUUUUCUAGGGGACUCACAUCCGCGGAAUAAAAAGGAUCCAGGCAAGCUGAUGAUUGUGCUACCAGAGAACUUUCAAAACGCUAACUUGUAGGAAACCAGAACGCGUACGGAUGAAAAGAUGCAUAUUGAUGGGCCUAUAAACGGCCGGGUGUCUUAUAAGGGGAGGGGGAAAGAGGACUUAUGACCGGGAUGUUUGGUAGGUGUACAAAAAGAAAGCACACACAAACCUUUGACAGUUUUUAUUGGCCUUAACAUCAGUUUUGGUUUGUUUUAGAAAAGGGAAGGUAUUUUUAUCUUGAUAGCGUGUGUUUGACAAUGAAAUCGGGUUUUUUUCCUGUUACUCUCAGUUAGUCGCUGAGGCUGAUCAUUGAUCAUCGUUUGACCUUUGUGCUUAUUUUCCAGUUUAUUAGUGUCCAUGGCCCCUCUUAGUCAUGAGAUUCGCCCGGUGACCAGCUGUUGUCCGCCGCACUUUGGUCCAGCGGUACCUGAGGUGAACUCCGUAUGGUUCAAACUCUUCAUUUAUGAUCAAGUGAAAAGUGGCCCUCCUUCGCUUCUAUUGGUCAAGGGGACCCGGCUAAGAUGGCUACCCAAGAUAUUCGAGGUAACAGCAGUUUUUCAGGAAAAAAUUUAUCUUGGUUUGCAGAAAGCUUUAAAAGAUUUUGUCCCACGACGGUUUUAAAAAGCGUGUUUCUAGGGAAAGUACACAACUAUUCAUUUAAAUCCUUUAACAGGGCAAUUAUGACUCUUGGUCCAUAGAGUGAUUUUACUUAACCCGUGAAACAGAGACUAACUAACUAUUAAUUCCAAUUAACGACAAGUACACAAAAGAAUACAACAGAAUUAGCAGUAGUCCACUAUCUAUUUCACGGGUUAAGUAAAAUUACUCUUCUAGGAAAGCCCCAUACGAUCUACAUUAGGUGUAUAAUCUAGAAGAAUUUUGAGAAGGCGAGAGGCAUAUUCAGAGACACAAACUUUGAGGAAUUUGAGCCGGUAAAAACAGACCAUUUAUGAAUAUGAAAAAAAAAUACCCAAAUAUUCAAACCAAUAUGACACGGGAAUCAAGUAUAGUUUAAUUUACCUUUAAGAAACAGAAACAGUUUGUUUUAUGGGCAAAACAACAACUCUGCCCGUGUAUCAUACUUUUUUGGACAUUUCUCUCCCGUCCUGGCCUUGCUCAACAAAACGUGAAAAUUUCUAAUACAUGAACUCGUCGCAGCAAACUUUCCUUUUACUAGAUGCACUCCCUAAGAAUUCAGCUGCAUGGAUAAAUUGAGCGAGUUGUGAUAAUCGCGAUAAAGUCUUCACUGCCGUCGCCGUGAUUAUUUAAGAUCUUCGUUUGCCCGAAAAAGCUGACUGGUUUUCCAAAGGUUCGACCUUAACAUUUGUCACGAGUUAUUUUGUGUUGGUUUUUUUUGUAGGAUUAUGAAAGGCUAAUGAUAACAACUUGGGGACACGACCCCGGGAUUGUUCCAGUUUCAAACGUCCUGUUGGCUCUAAAUGAUGCCUUGUCGCACUCUGCAGUACUUGUGCAGGUGAGCUUAGAACCUAUCUCUUUGGAAACAGAUAGGCUUUUACCAAGUGUUGCGUUACUCCCUUUUUUAUACGGAAAAUCCAGAGUGAGCUGAGUUGUAAACAGUUCGCCGGCAGUUUCUUUGGAGAAAGAUAAAGAAAAAUUCUUAUUUUCGGUCGUCGCUUCUCUCUACUUUUAGGGUGAAGAGAAGCGACGACCAGAAAUACGUCUGCGUUCGCGCACUAUCUCCUAUCACCAAAGUCACAUUCUCGCUUGCGCGAUUUUUCCUUGCCCCCUUCACUUUGAAACGCCUUCCUCGUAAACUAUCGAGGUUGUCGCCGUUGUCAGUGAUCUCUCUCUUGUCGUGACAUACAGUAAAAACCCGCGACCAAGAACCUAGAUUUUAAGAACCUGUUAGGCUUAAAUUUGCCAGUUAGGCCCACUCUAUAUAGGAACCUGUUUAGCCUAAAACUUGAAACAGGUUCUUAUUUUCUAAAAUCUAUAUAAAAAAAUCUGUACACUUGGGCAAGUAAAAUAUGUCAAGGUUCAGGAUCCCCUUUAGAAACAUAGGUGCGUUAUUACUCCUUCUACGAUUGUAAUGGUAUACAGGUUUUACCGAAGGAAUGAGUUGAAUACCCUCAGCUACAAUGUAUUUUUUUACUUCAUAAAAUAAGAACCUAAAUGGCCUAGUAAAUUUGUGCUUAUUACCAUUUAUGUAAGAACCUCUUUAGGCUAAACUUGGGAAAGUACAGGUUCCUAGUCGCGGGUUUUGACUGUACUCUUCUGGAAUAAUUUCAGCCCAUCAGAUGGCCUUACGAAGAUUCAGUCUGAGAACAAAGGGAAAAGGGGUAUUACUACCACUGUUUUACGAAUUAUUUCAGAAUUUGAUCUUGUUAGAAUUAACAAAACGUACCUUGUUUUUGUCAUCACAGGCUCAUGGAGUUCAUACCGAGGGUGAAGUGGUGUAUGUGCCUUUCCCUUUGGAUUGUAAAUACGGUGAGGGCAGGAAAUAUACAUGAAUAAUCCCAAAUAAUGUACUGAUAUAAGACAAAGCAUUUGCCCAGUUUUAUUAGCAGCCUUAAGAUCUGACAAUGGCGACGGUAGCCUACGCCGAAGACGAAACUAGAUUCUGGUUAGGUCCGUCUGCGAAACAGUGACGAAAUCCUUGGGUCCCCACCUGUGUACCAUGAUUUGAGUACGCCCAAUGAUUGGCCUAUUAAAAAAGCCGUUGUCAAUAUGCCAAUCAGGUUGAAGGGAAAUAAUAUUCGAACCUACUUCCGGUAAUUCGUUGAGUCCGUUGGGGGCCCAGAAAAAAACAGUAGGUUUAGUUUGGCAAAACAACAACUUUGUACGUGUCUCACGCUUUUUUUGUACAUUUCUUUGCCGUCACUGCACGACUUACAACUUGAAAGUGCCUAAUUUUGUUAAGGAUGGGAACAUAAGACAACAACUUUCUUUUUCUUUUCCUCAACUUUGAUACAGUCCUUUGGAAUUAGUCCAGAAAAUUUCGCCAACAGUUGACGAAUUGAACAAGUUGGAAUAGCGCGAUUAAGUUUGAAGCAGCGUGAAUUCACUUUUUUAAGGAGCGCUUCAGACGCGGAACUUUUCAUGAGCCGAACCUAAUUCGAAUUAAGGCCGACCCAAAUUAUUUAGACUGGCUGAAUUGAUUCAGACGCCGAUCUUAAUUGCAGCUGAACUAAGUUCAAAAGGCGAAGAAUGCUCAUUUCGGUCAAACUGCUUACAAAAUACAUUAUAACAAUUUAUGCAUUAGGUUUGGUACAUGAAAUGUUCGGCGUCUGAAUCAAAGCCGUUCCAAAGUCGCUCUAAAGGCUAAAUUCCCGGCCGGGCUAGGCGAAAAGAACGGCUGAGCCGUUCCAAAUUGAAACAGGUAUUCCUAAUUGAUUCAGACGCCGAAUUUUUCAUGAACUUAUUACGUAUUAGGUUCGGCUCAAAAGUUCGGCGUCUGAUCCCGGGCCUAAGUGACGUUUUCGUAGCCGUCGCUGUCGUUGUUGCUUAAGCUCCCUUUUAGCACUGCUUCGCAGACGUUACUAACCGAGGUUCAAUAUAUUUACGUCUGCGACGCAGGCUAUGGUGACGGCAACGAGAACGUCACAAAGCAAUAUGUUUAAUGAGCAAAAUGACAACUUUUCUCGUGGCUCGCACUUUUUUGUGCAUUUCUUUGCCGUCACUGCAUGACUACGACAUGCGGAAAAUGUCUAUUUCACGAAGUGACGAAAAAAUGCGAAUUCGCUUUAUAAGCGGCUUUCUCCCCGCCGUCGACGUCGUUGGAUCGGGUUUAAGGUUCCUAUUAUUACAACCAGUAAUUGCGAAGUUACUUUCAACAGGCCAGCCGUUUUCUGAGGAAAAUAUGGAGGCACAUCCCACAAUUCAGAAGCUAGCGAAAUGCAUCGACCUUGAACAUACCUGUGGCUUUAUUACUAUGCUCAAACCCUCGAUCAAGAAGCAGGCGGCGAAUGCGCGCCGAAGAACCAUCUCGGCAAACUUCGGGAUGCCAUCGCCUGCUCAGACCAAUCCUCAGUCGCUGUCGCCCCUUAUCGUCAUUAACGAUACAGAUAGCAGUACAGACUCGGCGAGUGAAGAGCAGAACGAAGAAGACGGAGCCGAUCCGUUGUUGUACAGUUCUGUUGAUGAUAUGGUAGUGGUUGGAAAGGAGAAGACGAAGGAAGCCGGAGAUGAAAGCGCUGAUAAAUGGCUGCCAUUAGAUCUCUGUUACGGCUUGCCGUUAUUUGAUGGCGAUCUGAGCAAACAAGUUUAUCAAAAGGUAUCCCUCACGUGACUUUGAUGUCAUAUUUCACAUUUUCUCAGUACCGUCAACUGCCGCUUAUAGCCCCCCCCCCCACCCCCCCAAACCCCACUUAAACAAAACAUACAUCCGAUUAUAAGUCCCACCCCACCCCCCGAGUAUAAGUCCCCCUCUGAAUAUGAUUCUGUUAUUGUGACGUUUUGAGGCUUUUAAACUUAAAAACCAGUAAAUGCAAAAACUAUAUUUUAAUCAGCGCUACUACAACUUUUUUCCAAGGGCUUUUUUCUAUUCCGCUUAUAAGCCCCCCGGGAUAUAUAUCCCUCCGUUUACAAGCCCUCCUCCUAAAACCCCGUACGAAAGAUGUAUAAGCCUCGGGCAGUUUGCGGUAUUUCAUUUUCCUAAGUGACUUAAAUCCUUUGCUUUUGUUUUUGUUAGAUUUCCACAAAGGGAUUAUGUCAUGAUGAAAGGUAUUUUUUUGAUAUGCAUUUUUUUCUGUUCAUAUUUUUCUUCUCUUGAAAUCAGAAUUUGACGAAUACUUGAUAACUUUUUGUCAUCUUCAUUUUUUACGUAGCUUGAAUUCCCUUGUUCACUCAAGCCGAAAACUUACUCUACGACUUCUGGAUUUUAUUUCUAAACAUCAGGUAACAUUUACAAUCCCGGCCAUUUACAAUCCUCCCUUGGGAAUACGUAACAAUCUUUCUGUUAGGUAACCUGCCAUUUCACUUCGCCGAUGAAGGUUGAGCGAUUCGAGCGAAAUAUUCGAUUUUGUAUUUCCGCAGUUCACAUCAUCUUCAUUCUGUGUUUCCGCAUUCCUUUCACGGGUUAAGAUGAACUCAAUAAAUUGACCUGCUCCUAAUGUAUGGGUCUUCAUAGCUCAGUUGGUAGAGCACUGCAGCCCUAACGCAGAGGCCGUGGGCUCGAAUCCCGUCGAAGUCCGGAAAUUUUUUCUGGUUAAUUUGGAAUUGCUUAAAUUGCAAUUACCACUGCGACGAUCAUAUCUUCAUUUAAAAUACUCGAUUUUGUUUUGAAUUUUGCUGUGAGUCUUUAAAGACUCUUGAAAUUUGUUUACUGAAAAAAAAAUAUUUUUCUUUCAUUUCCCCUCGGACCCUACCCCCACCUCCUUAGUUGUUUAUGUUUGUCAACACACUGUUUUCAGGGCAUACAUGUAGAAUAUCUUUAACUUUAUUUCAGUCUGUAGUUUAUUUUUGUCCUCUCUCGUUUCAUCUAAUAUAACGUAUUUAUAUUUCAAAGUCAAUCCUUUUUUUGAACACGUAACAUUGAAUUUCAUGGGUUGUAACACAAAACGUGCGUAACACUCAACGAAAAAUCUUCAUCGAGGUGUUGAUUUCGUUCGCGUACGCUUUUUUUGCAGGACGCCACUCUCUUUCAAGAAUAUACCAACGAAAUGAACUCAUUCUCGCCUCAGGGGCUUGGUUCCUCAGCCUCCGUUAUUCCAUAUCCAACACAUAACGUUUGCUUUAAUAAUGGCAAGCUUGGGGUCUGGGACGGCAGGUGACAGCAACUCGUGACUUAACAGUACUAACGUUUGAGCAGCGACUAUGAAAUUUGAUCUUAGUCGUACCUCUUUCAAAGGUUCUAAUUUGAACUAAACCAAUUAACAAAACGAGCGAGGAAAAAAAGCGGUUUUCAGGCCUUUGAUUGGAACUUUCGUCCUCCACCUUAAUUAGUACCCAUAAAAAUUCUCUAUUUCAAUGAACAAGACUGGUAAAUAGCCUUCCACGCAGAUGUGCAUUUUUCUCGUGACGCAAGUCUGUGCAGGAGACUAACUGGUAAAAUGCAGAAACAUUUCUUGAUUUAGAAUAUUCCUACUUGAGAAAUGAAAUGAUUGCUUCAUAGGUUGCGUUGAAAAGAGUCGAGUCUUGAUUUCAUCAGUUAGAAAGCAUGUCAGCGUAAGCACCGGUUAUAUGAUUUGUUUGGUUAUCCGUUUUGUAAUUGUUGUUUUUUUUUUUCACUCAUCUCUGGUAAACUGUGAACAUGACAUCUAAGUUGUCAUGGCAACCAACUCGGGAGUUGCUAGUCUUCCUUUGGACCCAGGUCUCCCACUCUAACCCACUUGAGUUCAGGAGAAUUUCAGUUUCGUGGUUUUACAAUCGCCAAAUGACGUAACACAAAAGAUGCCCGUACCAGAAUGUAGUAGAAAACUAAGAAUAAUUCCCGCAACAAUAGUUCGUCUCUUUUUCAGUUAUUUGCGCCCAUUGGUUGUUUUCAGAUCGCGUGGCAGCAACAAAAUGAAGCACUUCGUCAAUUGGUCAUUUCUGAGUUCCAACAAUCUUCACUUUCAAACUUAGGCAAAUUGGAAAACAUAUUAUGUGAAAAUGAUUUUGAUUUUUCAUAUCAAAGACUUCGAGCUGUGCCUCGGUUUGAAAAUGAAGGAAGAAGUAACUCUUUAUUGUUUCUGGCUUGAAAAAGUUUCUUCCAAAGGUCAUGAAAACGGUGGGAGUUUUUGACAAAAGACUAAAUAGAAAUUACAAGGAAUAUCGUUGUUAUAAACUAAAGGUCAUGUAAAUAAGCUAGUAAUUUAUUUUUACUCUCUUGAAAUAUACAACCAACACGUAUCAUUUUGAAGUAAGAAAUUGUAUACGGUUUAAGAAAAUUGAAUUAAAAACUCUGGGAUUUGUUGUAUUUAAUACAAGUUUUAUCGCUUUGUCUCGGUUACAAAUUUUAAAAUAAAUACCUUUACAUCAAAAUAAAUUUUGAUCGUGAAUUUUGGAUGCUCUGUUGAAGACUGUUAAGACUGUGUGUUGUUAAAUUUUGGCACAGUCAUGAAAAUAUGGUUUAAAUUGUCGUCCUCUUUGGUAAAUUGUAAUAUUUUACGAAAGUAGAAAAUUUGUCGUAUAAAUAAAUAUGUAAUUUUGUGGCGAUGCCUUUGUACAAUUUAUUCCAAAAUAAAUCCUCCAGUUUAUUUUUAAUCUCUGAUGA
Messenger RNA from Porites evermanni, 26694 nucleotides. NCBI's taxonomy places the organism in Eukaryota, Metazoa, Cnidaria, Anthozoa, Scleractinia, Poritidae. The record is from the annotation of a GenBank genome assembly.